Molecule: messenger RNA, 4995 nt
Organism: Aureobasidium musti
Lineage: Eukaryota; Fungi; Ascomycota; Dothideomycetes; Dothideales; Saccotheciaceae
Source: the annotation of a GenBank genome assembly
AUGGAUCGAAUCAUGCCUAUCGCGCCUCGAUCGCGCUCUACCUUCAAAUCCUCUCCGCUCCCAAUUGCUCCUCAUGCGCGUCCGCCAUCUCCUGAGUCACCAGAAUGGGAGCCGCUCUCUCCUCAGCGUCCCAUUGAGCCCACCUUCAACUAUUCUGCCGUGACCCAACCCACUCCUUCAACCCAGCCUCCUCCCUCGACCACAUCGCAACGAUCCGAGAAGCCGCGAGGACAUAAGCGCUCACCUUCAACCAUCGAGGCUCUGGCCGAUGUUGCCCUUUCCACGAGUCCACAGCUCCCACCGGCCGCGCCAUCUGUACAGCCCGCUGCCGACAAUUUCGUCACUCCUGGGCCCAUUCGUGCUACCAAACGCGCCCGCUCCGAUGCAGGUCCCGGUCCUCAAGCAUACUCUUUCCCUGCCCGGCCGUCAUCCAGUCACCACUUCUCCCAGGCCAGUGUGCUUCCUUUGGCAUACAAUACUGAUCGCCAACGUCGUCAAUCUACCAAUACCGCUACCGUCACCUCACUAGAGGACGCCGAGUUACUCUUGAACUUCGCCGGUCGUGUUGCUUCCCAACCCCCACCUCCCGCUCCGCCUCGUCGCCAUGCUCCUCCUCUUGGACCCUCAGCAAACCCUGUGAGCUUCUACACCGCACCACAGGCACCUCCACCUCAUCCAUAUCCUUACGUCCCAGUACCGCCCUACGCUGCCCGAGUCUCAGUACCGGAACCGGUCGUCCUAGUCGCUCCUCCGUCCGUUAUUUCCGAGAAUGCAUCCGCUUCACUGCCCUCUCCCCAGGAUACGAACGAAGAUGAAAAGAGCAUGGAUACAGACAAAGAAAUGGUUCAAAGCUCAGAGAAUGAGCCGUUGCCCGUGGCCGUUGUGUCGGAGCCACCAAGAGUUCGUGCACCACAACAGACGCAUACUCCACCUGAGGAGGAGCGCAGGACAUCUGAGCAGACCGUUGCACAAGUAAUGCUCCCUACACAAGAGACCACCGAGCUACCUGCCGGGUCAGUGGAACAGCAUUUGCCUACAGAUGUUCCUGCAGCGAGACCGCGUCGUGGAUGGCCCAAGGGCAAACCUCGUGGACCACGGAACAAGAACUCGACGACCACCAAGCCUCGAUCAUCAGCCCGUCGAUCGCGAGCUUCUACAGCGAAAUCGGUUGCCGACAGUAGCGACUCCAGCGCGGAAGAGAAGAGGCCCAGGCGCAAAUCAGACUCGGAGUUACCAUUACCAUAUUCAGAACAACUACAAUCUCGUUCAGGAGAUGCGCGAUGUGCGACAGUUCCUCCAAGUCUACGCUACGAGAUUCUGCAGUUGCCUACAAAACCGGCGCCGGCACCACGCAAGCCUUCCAAGGAAGUUCAAGAGACGGUAUGCGCUAGCUGCGCUCUGACUCGCGAAUCUAACCAUGGCGAGCUGGAUCAGUGGAUAAGCUGUAACGGCUGUCAAUUGUGGUUCCACUUCGAUUGUGCUGGCUUCAAGAACGAGCGCGAUGUGCGAGAUGUCAGCAAGUUCUUCUGCAAAGCCUGUGAGCCCAAGCAUGGCUCAACAACGUUCGUAAGAAAGUCGAGUCGUGCCCACGCAGCUGUCGACUAUGCCGGCUUGAAUCAGGGCAUUCUCAAGACGUCCGAUGAUAAUCCUGAACAUCACUAUAUUCAGCCAAUCAAGGACGGCUCUUUCACCNUUGACCAGGAGAUGUUUCCACGCAUGCGUCCUGAACUUGUCACCCGCGAGUUCUUUGAGACUUGCUCUUCGUUCUCUGAGCCUGUUGUAAUACCUGCCCAGUAUAAUCCCAAGCUCUCUGACGGGCGACCAGUUUCAGCGCACGACAGCGAGGAGCAGGAUGUUACUUUCGCUGGACCGGAAGAAGAUGAGGCUCUUNUGCAUGACUUCGAGUACGAGACUGUGCCUGAUGACGGUCAAGACCGUCUUGAUAUGGUUGUGCCUCGAGGUUUGACUGUCAGACACGUUGCUGAGCUUGUAGGCCCACAUGAACCUCUCGAGGUGAUUGAUGUCAAAACUCAAGGUACCGAAGGCAAAUGGAAUCUGGCAAAGUGGGCAGACUAUUAUGAAGCCGACGGCGAGAAGGCUGUCCGCAACGUCAUCAGUUUAGAGGUCUCCUCUACCAAGCUCGGAAGAUUGCUAAGAAGACCUAAGGUUGUCAGGGACAUCGAUCUUCAAGACUCGGUUUGGCCAGACGAAGAAACGCUCAAAGGAAAUUUUCCGAAAGUACAAUUCUAUUGCCUCAUGUCUGUCGCCGACAGUUUCACAGACUUUCACAUCGACUUCGGUGGCUCGUCGGUGUACUACCAUAUUCUACGUGGCAAGAAGACUUUCUUCUUCAUUCCGCCAAAGCCCGGCCAUCUCAAGAAAUAUGAGGAUUGGAACAACUCGCACGAGCAAAACUUCACGUGGUUGCCGGAUGCUACCAAGGAGUGUUACAGAGUCGAUCUGUCUGCAGGUGAUACCAUGCUGAUUCCUUCUGGUUGGAUUCACGCUGUGUGGACGCCAGAGAACAGUUUGGUAAUUGGAGGCAACUUCUUGACUCGUAUGCACUACUCAACCCAGUUCCGAAUCGUCGACAUUGAGAAGGCCAUCAAGACUCCCCAAAAGUUCAGGUAUCCACAUUUCCAGAAAGUCAUGUGGUACACUGUUAUCAAAUACCUAGAGACAGAUCCACUGCCUGCUGAAGUUGCUCAGGUCUUUUACAGUGGCGCGAGAUUUGUCCGUGAAAGACCUGUUUGGGAACAGUUUGAUCAGCACGGAAAAUUCUCAAGUUGUGCUUCUGGGAGUGCUUACUACAACUGCCGAUACUACUCACAGGCUGAGUUGGAUGGACUACCAGAUCUGAUCAACUUCAUCUUCCGUACCGUCAUGAUCGCUCUCGGCCGAAUUGAAGGUGUAACGGAGGACACUCGCAAGAAAGUCAUGAGAUCCAUACCAAAAUCGCAUGGUGAACCUCUUGAGCUGGCCCGAACGUUCGCUCUUUGGGUAGCAUGGAAANGAGGCAAUGAAGAUCCACCCGCUUGGGCGCAUCCCGAUGCUGAUCUUCCAGAUAAGGAGAGUGCAGCUCCUAAAAAGCUUAGUGCCCGAGCAUUGAAAGCUAUGCAAAGGCAAGAAGCAUUUGAGGCUUACAGAGCCGCCCCUGAGAGACAGUCUGCUCGCCAACAUGCAUCUCGAGAGCCCGAGUUCAUCGCCGCCACGUCACCCAUGCAGUCGAUGCCUUCUGCAUCGGCUCCUCAAACACAAACUAUACCUGGCCCUAGCAGUCAGCAUACGAGCACGCCGAAAACAUCAGUACUCGGCCCUAAGAGAGUCGCAUGCGAUGCAUGUCGGAAGCGUCGAAUCAAGUGCAAGCAUAAAGAUGUUGUCACCACGAGUACACCAUUUGGACAACCACCUGUGAUGUUCCAAUCGACACCAUCCGUUGAUGGAGCUGUUGAAACUGUGCCUAUCGAUUUCCAGAGGAGAGACUCUCGCGACUUCUUCGCCGCUAACACUAUGAGUCCUGUAAAGGCACCCGAGCAAGUCACACCGAUAGCACCAUUUAAUCAAUCUCUACCGAACCCUGAGCAACAUAUGCCAAAUACGCCAAGUAUUCAGAGCCUGCAGAGUCUCCAGGGUUCACAAGGUUUGCAGAAUGGACAUACCAACGCGAUGGUGGGCAUCGCUCCCAUGGCGCAAAUGACCUCGACAGAUGGCGUCGGUCCUGCUAUCAUUCCUGGAAAUGCAUUGCUAGCAGACCCGAACAGCAAGCGUGGCAGAAGCAAGGCGUGUCUUGACUGCCGCAAGAGCAAGAUCGAUCCCAUCAAGGCCGAACAGACGCCUGUCCCUCGUGGUUCAAUUGUCUCCAAGAAAAGAAGGACCAGUGGGGAGAUGGAGAGCCCGAUCAAGAAGUCCAAGCAAGCCCGAGCUCCACAAGCUGCUCCUGUGAUGCCUUUCUCGAUGGAGUCCAGCUACCAAUCCAACAUGGUCUCACCUCAACAGUACAAGCAGUAUUCCUAUGCACCUGAAGCCAAUAUCCCGCACUGGCAGCAUGCUUCAUACAUGUAUCCCGAUCCGACCUCGACCGGUGGUGGUGUCAUUCUACAUGGUGGUCCAUACCAUCAACAGUCUGACUUGAAUGGACCUUAUAAUGCACAAUCACUGGAGCAGUUGGCAAACGAAGUCCUUGACUCUAGAUACGUCAACGACGGUGAUUAUACUGUACCUCAGGCCAAUGGUGACAGUGUGCUUCAUCCUGCAUUACAGCAACAAGGCUCUGUUUCGAGUCAGAAUUCAGGACACCGAGAGGAUACAUCUCCUUCGCUAGCCAAAGCCUACCCGAGCAACCAUGUUCCGGCUGACCUCGAUCAUGCUGUUCGGCGCGUUGAUACUAAUGAGACUGACUAUCGACCGAGCUCGUCUGGCGGACCUGUGCAACCUCACACCACUGACACUUCAGGACUGCAUCUCCAGAGUGGCCCCGACGUGACAAAAGAGGUUGCGACGCAAAGUGAACCACUUGAAAACGGCCUGGCUCAUGCUGCCCCUGUUCAGCCAGCUUCAAAAGUUGCUCCUAUUUCCGUGGACACUCCUUUAGUACCUACGAAAGGCGCCAUCACAUCGCCCGAGAAAUCGGCAGCUUCACUUGCUGUAGCACCCACCAUAGGUCUGGCUAGCAUACCACUCUAUCAACCCCCGGCACCACCAUUAACGAAAUCCCAGACUCCUCGAACUGAGCGCCACUCUUUCAGUGUCAGUACCGAAAAACCGAUCAAUCGCAUGCAGAGGUCCCUUAGCAAGACACCCGUACCAACACAAGCUACACCAGGCACGGAGCUCAAGACUCCUGGAAGCAUCAAGCGUAAGCGAGAUAGUCUAUCGGCAACACCAGGUACGACAAAGUCAAAGAAGUUUGAACACAUUAUCAGAGAAAAAAGCAUCCUCGAGGAAGAGGAAGAACAAAGCAUGCAGCUCGCACGGGAGCUGCAAGAUCAGGAUUAG